GCACGUGCACUUGCCACCGCACUUGCAACCUCUGCCUGACACAGACGACGAGGAAGGGGACGAUAGACGAUCACGGACCGUGUCGCUGGGAAGCGGAUCCAUCCAGGAGUGGGCGGCUACAAAGCUGUUUGGAAGCCGCGACGACGGUAAAAUGCAGUCGUACACCGAACUCCUCCAGCAGGGGCUCAGCAACACCGAUUGCGAUGGCGGCGUGAAUCUGUCGUUUGGACUCGGCAGCAGGAGGUCGGCAGUCGUCUCUCGAACGGUCGUCAUGAACCCCCAUCCCGAUGACGAUGGCGGCGACGUGACGACUAUUCAGCGAUCACCCAGGUCUCCAGCGCCGCUGCGGGGGGCUUCGGGGAACAACAACGACCCUCCUAGGCAGCAAUUUCGGUCGCCAUCUGUGUGUAGGGGUGCCUCCGCUCGCCCCCAGUGGAUGCAGUCUCCGUCUCCCCUGUCCGCUGGUUCGAGUGCAGGUCGUCGUGUUGGCGAGUGUAGGGAGACGACACCUGCCGUUGCUGAUGUUGGUGACGCACGUGACGGAAGGGAGGUGUGGGCAGAACAGCGACGGUUGAUGAGGUCAGUGCGGGAGGAGUCCAUUACUCGGGGGGUGCAGCGAUUGCGUGUUGGGGAAGACGGGCACGACGGCGAGGAAGCAGGGGGGGACGUGCACGACCCCGACUGGAACGACAACGACGCUGAAGGUUGGGAGGACCACGCAACCAACAUUUCGUCGUCGAAGCAGGCGGCCGCUAUGGGAGGGAGGGGCGGGAAGACGAAGUCGUGUGGCGGUAAUGGUCGUCGGGGCAAAAGGACGGCAGGCAAGGGCAGCGAUGCCGAAGGUGACGUCGAUGGUGAAGGAGGUCGUCACUUCUGGUCCGUCAACGACAUUAAAACCCUCAUACGGGCUAAACGUGAUCAGGAUGCGCAUUUGCAAGGGAUGGGCCACGCGUACGCUCGGAUGAAGCCGCGAGAAUGGAAGUGGCUGGAUCAGUUCAAGAAGGUUCAUCAUUUCCAAGGACUGUCCGGGAAACAGGACUUCUUCCAAUUGUCUGGGAAGGACAGGAUGUCGAAGGGCUUCAGUUUCAAUAUGGAUCGUGCGUUUUACGACGAGAUACUGAGGUCGACCGCCAAGAACCACACCAGAAACCCGAAGAACGUCGCGGACACUGGCGCUCAGGGUGGUGUGCGUCUGCCGUCCGCCUCCUGUGCGGAUCCUGAAUCUGUGGGCGACGGGGGCGGUGGUGCAGAGCACGACGACGGCGACGACGGGUCCACCAAAGGUUCUUCGCAGACGACGGGUGGCGCAGGCGGUUUCGGCAAGAGGAAGAGCACAAGGCAGCAAACAUUUGAGGCAAUGACGGAGUGCAUGGAGAAGCACGGGGCGUUAAUGGCGUCAACGAUGGAGAGCAACAACAAACGUUAUUGCUCCAUCGCCAUACGUCAGUGCGGGGCGCUGGAAGCGGAGAUCGAAGUGCAGAAAAAGCACUACGAAGCGUCAGACGAAGUCAGCAAGCUUAUGUGUCACGCCUUGCUGGAGAUAGUGAAGGCCAUCGGCAAACGUUAGACGUAGUGUCGCCUCUGUUGUGGUCUCUAUUCGCUUGCAUGGAAUUGGACAGAGCGAAAGUGAUAGUCUUUCCGUC
Messenger RNA from Chara braunii, 1643 nucleotides. Lineage: Eukaryota; Viridiplantae; Streptophyta; Charophyceae; Charales; Characeae. The record is from the annotation of a GenBank genome assembly.